AUGCCUUCAAUAAAUAUUUUAAUUAUUUCUAUUUACUUCAUUUUUUUAUUAUUUCAAUUCAGUGCAAGUCAACAAUGUAGUAAACAUGGAUCAGAUUGCAGUGAUAGUAAAUGUUGUAGUGGUCUAAAUUGUAAAAAUACAAGAAUAAAUCUUGGAAACUUUGAAUAUAAAUGCUUCAAAGGUAAUUGUGUUCACGAAGGUAAUAAAUGUGAUGAUAAUGGACGAGGUUGCUGUUAUGGUUUGAAAUGUAAUAAUCUUUCUUCUAAAUGUGAAAAAUGCAAAGUUAAUGGUUCAGAUUGUAAGUAUUCAUCUGAAUGUUGCACAGGACACUGUGAUAGCAAUAUACUCAAAUGCUCUUCAUACUCAUAA
Molecule: messenger RNA, 369 nt
Organism: Meloidogyne enterolobii
Lineage: Eukaryota; Metazoa; Nematoda; Chromadorea; Rhabditida; Meloidogynidae
Source: the annotation of a GenBank genome assembly